Dromiciops gliroides (monito del monte) is the source of this 3374-nucleotide messenger RNA. RefSeq names its product sphingomyelin phosphodiesterase acid like 3B (gene SMPDL3B). The coding region runs from base 1180 to 2550 and encodes 456 amino acids. Gene Ontology annotation, biological process: sphingomyelin catabolic process. The record is from RefSeq and is a predicted model, not a curated record. Gene Ontology annotation, molecular function: sphingomyelin phosphodiesterase activity. NCBI's taxonomy places the organism in Eukaryota, Metazoa, Chordata, Mammalia, Microbiotheria, Microbiotheriidae. The transcript is spliced from 9 exons.
UUGUGUGGUCCCGCCUCUCGGAGAUGACGUCACAUUCCCCUCUAGGAACUUCUUUCUCACCUCUCGGGUCGAUGGCUCUCGCGUCUGACGGACCAGGGCGCAAGCGCAGACCUCUUAGGGGUAAAUCUGGGCUGGGCGGCAAGGUCUGGUCUGCAUCCUCCCGACUCAGGUUCCGCAAGUUCCGAUUACCUGCAACCGGAAGCACGCUUCGAGAUCCCUGAGUCCAACACCGCCUCCUCCCACCCCUGUUUUGCAACUGAGUCCUAGAAAGGAGGGGUGGCCAGAGCGAGCAGCCGGGCUCGGUCUGAGCGCCCCCAUGGUGGCGCCGGUGUCUGAACAGGCUGCACCCUCCGCCGUGGUUAUUAUCGCCGUUUUACAGAUGAGGAAACUGAGUCACGUGCUGAGGCAGAGCUUGGGCUUGAAACCACAGGGUCUUUAACAUUCUGAGACCAAUCAAUCCCCAGCCUCUGAAAGCCAGCCUCAGCCAAGCGCCUUCAGCCGCCGGGGUCAGGCCCAGACUGGCAGCCAGUGUCAAAGUGCACUUAAUUAUCACCAACUGUGUGCCAGGUGCAGAGCAUCCAACCACGACAGCAGACAACAAGCACUGCAGUGUCCAGUAACUUGGAGGCUGCUGUUAUCCCUGGCUUAAGCCUUUUCUCCAGGGUUAAACAUCAGUAAUUCCUUAAAUCUUCCUGUAGCUUGGACUUCAAACUCCCUGUCCUCCCCUGCAUGUUGUAGCUAGUCAAUAUUUUUCCAAAAAUGUGGUACUCAGAAUCGAAUUCAAUAUCCUGUAUAGGGGAUUACCAGCCAGAGGCCCACAUACCUUCCUUCAGGAGAUCUAAGAAGUUUGUCAAGGAGUAGGGUUAUGGGAAAGAUUUGAAAUUUUGCCUUUGGAAUAACCGGAAGAACAAGCCGUACUGUGGUACAAAAUACAAAGUCCCUUUUCCUUUGAAUUCUCUGCCUUCCUUGCUUACCCAUUCUAUCCAGCCCAGUACACACCCUACUGGUUAAACAAGAGUUCCCCAAUCAGUGGCCACAUUCAGAGUACCAGGAACUGAGCAGAAAGUUGUGCUUCUCAUCCAGGACUGGCUGACUAGUUUCACAACCUCCAGAGUGAACUUAGAUCCAAGACCUGAAAAGAUCCUAGAAAAGUGAAAGACUUUCAGAGAAUUUGAAAGCAUGAGAUGGCUGAAGCUUCUGCUUUUCCUGUUAUGCUGGAGAGUGACCGGGGCUAUUCCAGGUCAGUUUUGGCACAUCUCAGACCUGCACCUGGACCCUGACUAUAAGGCCUCCCAGGAUCCCCUCCAAGUGUGUCCAUCAGCAGGUUCCCAGCCAGUACCCAAUGCAGGUGUGUGGGGAAAUUACCUUUGUGAUGCUCCCUGGAUCCUCAUCAACUCUUCCAUUUAUGCCAUGAAGGCAAUCUUGCCCAGCCCGGACUUCAUUCUCUGGACCGGUGAUGACACCCCUCAUGUCCCUAACGAGAAACUGGGAGAAGAAGCCGUGUUGGAAAUAGUGAAACGCUUGACGGACCUCAUUCAGUCAGUAUUCCCAGAAACCAAAGUCUACUCUGCUCUGGGAAAUCAUGAUUUCCAUCCCAAAAGCCAGUUGCCAGCUGGAAGCAACAAUAUAUAUGACAAAGUAGCCGAAUUGUGGAGGCCGUGGCUCAAUAAUGAAUCUGUCUCUCAGUUCAAAGAAGGUGCCUUCUACACGGAGAGGCUGCCUAGUCCAGACAAGCCUGGGCGAAUUGUGGUACUCAACAGCAACCUGUACUAUAGCAACAACAAGCUGACGGCCAACCUGGACGACCCCGGGAGCCAGUUUCAGUGGCUGGAGGAUGUGCUCAGCAAUGCAUCCAGAGAGGGAGAAAAGGUGUAUGUCAUUGGUCACGUGCCCCCUGGCUUCUUUGAGAAGACCCGAAGCAAAGCCUGGUUCCGGCCCAACUUCAAUCAACGCUACAUGGAAAUUAUCAAGAAGUACCAUCAUGUGAUUGCUGGGCAGUUUUUCGGUCAUCAGCACACUGACAGCUUCCGGAUGUUUUAUGAUGACACAGGUGUCCCCAUCAGUGUCAUGUUCCUAGCUCCCGCGGUGUCUCCCUGGAAGACAACACUCUCUGGGGUGAGCAACGGAGCCAAUAAUCCUGGGAUCCGAGUCUGGGAAUAUGACCGAGCCACCUUCCAGCUUCAGGACAUGGUGACUUACUAUUUAAAUCUCACCCAUGCCAACCUGCAGGCCCCAAGGUGGGAGAAGGAAUACCGUCUGACUGAAGCCUUCCAGGCCCUGGAUGGCUCAGCAGCCUCCAUGCAGCGGGUGCUGGACCAGCUUACCCAGGAUAACUGUGCCCUGCAGAGAUACUACCGGUACAACUCUGUCAGUUAUGAUUUGGACCCUUGUGAGCAGGGCUGCCGGGCAGAGCAGCUGUGUGCCCUGAGGGAGGUGGACUUUGCAGGCUAUGAAAGGUGUAUCAACUCCUCCUGUGGGCUGUCGGGGUCCCUGCUCCUCCUCUGCCUGAUGAUGGGGCUUCACUUGAUCAGAGUCCUGGCUCCCCGGUAGAAGAGAAGCAUUGUGGGGAGAGGGGUUGGAGCAGGCAAAAAGAUUCUGAAGCUCCAGUCCUUUGGGAAGUCAAAGGGAUACAUGAGGAGAGAGAGCAAGAGAGAGCCCCGGACUGAGAAAGCUCUUCACGGCCUGGCCCCUCCCCGCUUCCCAAUCUCCCCCUCUGGGAAUCUGCCAUUCUGUGACACUGCUCACCUUGCUGUACCUCAAAGAAGGAAGGAAAUGAGUAUUUAUUAAACUCCUACUGUGUAAACUCCUACCAUGCUGAGCACUUUCCAGUGUUAUUUCAUUUGAGCCUUACGACAACCCUGGGAGGUAGGUGUUGUUAUUAUACCCCCUUUACAGAAGAGGAAACUGAGCCAGACAGGAGUUAAGGGAAAUUGCCCAGGCUCACACAGUUUGUAAGUGUCUGAAGCUGAAUUUGAAUUCAGGUCUUACCCACUACAGGCCUCUUGCUCUUUCCACUUCCAUAUACAGCUGCCAAGACCCUCCUUCUCUAUUUUGGGACUAUUCUAUGGGUGGAAUACUGUCUCUCCUCUUCUUCCUCAUCGCUGCUUCCUGGUUUCCGUGUCUUCCUUCAAGUCUCAGCUACAAUUGCAUCUUCUGGGGGCCCACUUUCUUGAUUUCUCUUCAUUCUAGCACCUUCCCUCUGGGGACCAUCUGCAGUUCAUCCCACAUAUAUCUUGUUUGAACAUAGUUGUCCCUUCAUGUCAUCUCCCCAUUACACCGUGAGCUCUUUGAGAGCAGGGACUGACUUUUACCUUUGUACCCCAAGUGCUUAACACGUUGCCCAGUACGUGCCAAAUAAAUGCUUGUUGACUUGA